Molecule: messenger RNA, 300 nt
Organism: Acytostelium subglobosum LB1
Lineage: Eukaryota; Evosea; Eumycetozoa; Acytosteliales; Acytosteliaceae
Exons: 1
Coding region: 1-300 (99 amino acids)
Source: RefSeq, a predicted model, not a curated record
AUGAGAUCAUUAGAAACGCAGAGCACCAGAAGAUGUUUGAUGCAGAGCAACGUGUUGCCACCACGCCAGGUGAUCAACAGACAAACAUCCACAAGGCCAACAAGAAGAUCAAGAAGAUGGUGCCAAAGGAUAUUGAGAAGUUUGAUUAAGUCCACAGACUUACACCCUACCAUCAGUCAAUCAAUCAAACAAGUCAAGAUACCAUUCGAUAUCAAUCCCAUCUAUUUAACAACGUUGAAGAAAAGAAGAAAAGAACAAGUGAGACAAAAGAAGAACAAGAAGAAUGAGGAGGAGAAGUAG